Messenger RNA from Heteronotia binoei (common prickly gecko), 2648 nucleotides. It is a transcript of the gene RASGRP3, whose product is annotated as RAS guanyl releasing protein 3. Gene Ontology annotation, cellular component: plasma membrane. Gene Ontology annotation, biological process: Ras protein signal transduction; positive regulation of GTPase activity. The transcript has 17 exons. Gene Ontology annotation, molecular function: calcium ion binding; guanyl-nucleotide exchange factor activity. The record is from RefSeq and is a predicted model, not a curated record. NCBI's taxonomy places the organism in Eukaryota, Metazoa, Chordata, Lepidosauria, Squamata, Gekkonidae. Bases 382 to 2457 code for a protein of 691 amino acids.
GCUCUUCUGGAGGCAGGAAGACAAGUCAGGAAAGAAUAGGUGGAAGUGGGGCUGCCAUUUCACCAAACAAUUUGGAAAGAAUUGAGCUUCAAACCUCACAAGCCCUGCCAUUGUUGCCAAGAUUGUGAACUAAGCACAAUGCCCUGUUUUUUUCCCUUCAGAAAUUAUCAAAAGUAGGCCUUGAAUGUGAAGAGUGAUGGAAUGAAGGAGCCCCUCAGCAGAGACCAACUGGAUGGGAAAAGGGAGAUCACAUAGGUACAUGAUGAGAUUUCUGGUGAAGUGUAGCAGAGAAGGCAAUUGACAGUUAUCUGAUGGGGCCCCUGCUGCCGUUCUCCUUUAGUGUGGUGGAAGCACAUUCUCUCUUUUGAUGACAGUUAGAGGAUGAUGGGGUCGAGUACACUGGGGAAGGCUGCAACGCUGGAUGAACUAUUAAGCACCUGCAUUCAAAUGUUUGAUCACAAAGAGGAACUGAAUAAUAAUUUGCCAAGAACCUUCCUGUUAAUGCAUCGAUGGUAUCUACCAUCCACAGAACUGGCUGGCAAACUUCUCUCCCUAUAUAGAGAUGCCAGUAGAGAAAACACUGAUGAAAUCCGCUUAGAAAUCUGUUACUUUAUGAGAUAUUGGAUUUUGGAAUUUCCUGCAGAAUUUAAUCUGGACCUUGGCUUGGUUCGUCUGACUGAGGAGUUUCAAGAAUUAGCCUGCCAUCUGGGUUAUGAAGAACACAGUCAUCUUAUCGACAUCUCUAGCAUUCCUUCUUAUGACUGGAUGAGAAGAGUCACACAAAGGAAAAAAACUUCCAAGAAGGGAAAAGCUUGCCUCCUGUUUGAUCAUCUGGAACCCAUCGAGCUUGCUGAGCACCUCACUUUUUUGGAGCAUAAAUCUUUUAGAAGGAUAUCUUUUACAGAUUAUCAGAGCUAUGUGAUCCAUGGUUACCUGGAGAACAACCCAACUCUGGAAAGAUCCAUUGCUUUGUUUAAUGGCAUCUCUAAGUGGGUCCAGUUGAUGGUCCUUAGCAAACCCACCCCACAGCAAAGGGCAGAAGUAAUCACCAAGUUCAUCAAUGUUGCACAGAAACUUCUGCAUCUUCAAAAUUUCAAUACACUAAUGGCAGUUGUAGGAGGACUAAGCCACAGCUCUAUUUCCCGUCUCAAAGAAACUCAUUCCCACCUUUCCUCAGAAGUUACAAAGAAUUGGAAUGAAAUGACUGAACUGGUCUCCUCCAAUGGAAACUACUGCAGCUAUCGCAAAGCUUUUGCUGAUUGUGUUGGCUUCAAAAUCCCAAUCUUGGGAGUCCACUUGAAGGACUUGAUUGCAGUUCAUGUCGUCUUUCCAGACUGGACUGAUGAGAAUAAAGUCAACAUUGUGAAAAUGCAGCAGCUUUCAGUUACACUGAGUGAGCUGGUUUCUCUGCAGACAGCAUCUCAUCAUCUUGAACCAAACAUGGAUUUAAUUAACCUGCUAACACUUUCCCUCGACCUCUACCAUACAGAAGAUGACAUUUACAAGCUCUCUCUGGUGCUGGAACCAAGGACUUCUAAAUCACAGCCUACCUCUCCGACCACCCCGAAUAAGGCAGUGGUUCCACUCGAGUGGGCAUCUGGGGUAAUACCAAAGCCAGAUCCAAAUAUCAUUAACAAGCACAUCAGAAAAUUAGUUGAUUCUGUUUUUAGAAACUAUGACCAUGACCAUGAUGGUUACAUUUCUCAAGAAGACUUUGAAAGCAUAGCAGCCAAUUUUCCUUUUCUGGACUCAUUCUGCGUAUUAGAUAAAGAUCAGGAUGGUCUUAUCAGCAAAGAAGAAAUGAUGGCUUAUUUUCUGAGGGCCAAAUCUCAACUACAAUGUAAAAUGGGACCAGGUUUCAUUCAUAACUUUCAGGAAAUGACCUAUCUCAAGCCAACUUUCUGUGAGCAUUGUGCUGGAUUUCUAUGGGGCAUAAUCAAGCAAGGCUACAAAUGUAAAGACUGUGGUGCCAAUUGCCAUAAACAAUGCAGAGAUCUGCUUGUUCUGGCCUGCAGGAAGUUUGUCAGAGGGACAUCACUGAGAAGCAACCAUGGUUCUCUACCUAAUAGUCCAUCAUUGCCAGCAGUGCAAGAAGUCUUCAGUUUUCCUAACGUUGCUCCACAAAAUCAGUAUCUAGACAGCAGAGCAAUCACACUGGUUACUGGCUCUUCUCGCAAGAUUUCUGUACGCCUGCAGCGGGGGACCACCAGUCAAGCAACCCAGACAGAGCCUCUGUGGCAUGAACCAGGCUGGGGUGAUUCAGGAUCACAUACCUUCCCCAAGAUGAAGUCCAGGCUGCAUGGAAAAUCUGGAAAGAAUAAAGGGUUUGCUAAAUGGGAGAAUGAAAAGCCCAAUGUUGAGCCCAAUAUAGACACAGAAGUCGCCUCUACUGCACAUGUAUUGAAACAGAAUGGAACAGAUGCCUUUCUAAAAAGACAGGAUAUGGAGGAUAGCUGAUCUGCUUCUGCAAAAGAUGGAAGACUAUUCAAGAAGGCACCACAGCUUAGACUUGCUGGAAUUCAGCAGAUUUUUCUUCUAUUGCCUGUGCCAGAACUUUUAAUAACUAAUUAAUGCUAUAUUUAUUUUCUCAUACAGUUGAAAUAAUUUGGUAAGUCCUGCACAGAUAAAAAACAAAGAGUGUUAUAACU